Molecule: messenger RNA, 1576 nt
Organism: Boeremia exigua
Lineage: Eukaryota; Fungi; Ascomycota; Dothideomycetes; Pleosporales; Didymellaceae
Product: 5-methylthioadenosine/S-adenosylhomocysteine deaminase n1
Exons: 2
Coding region: 120-1571 (483 amino acids)
Molecular function (GO): hydrolase activity, acting on carbon-nitrogen (but not peptide) bonds
Source: RefSeq, a predicted model, not a curated record
GCUCAUUAUUAUGGAUCUUUCCCUCCAGAUGGAGUGCCUACAGCGACCCCAGUCACGUAUGACCUCGCCUGAAAAUCUUAUAACUCGAAUCUCGGACGGCGAGCGAGCACUUCAACACCAUGAUCCAAAAGCAUCUUGAUGGGCCCACAACACGCCUGUUUAUCCAUGCCACCAUUAUAACUGUCAAUAAAGAACGCGAGAUCUUCCUCGACGGUGCAAUCUUAGUCCAAAACAAUCGCAUUGCAGCGAUCGACAAGACCGAAGUACUGAUCUUGAAUGUCGACGACUCAACCGAGAUCAUCGAUUGCUCAGACAAGAUCAUCAUUCCCGGGCUGAUCAACACGCACGCCCACCUUGCCCAGUCUUUGUUACGGGGUCUAGCAGAAGAUCUUCCACUUCACAAUUGGCUUUGCGAUGCCAUCUGGCCGCUUGAAGCGAACUAUGCAGACGAAGAUGGCUAUACAGCUGCAAUGCUUACCAUAGCGGAGAUGCUCAAGACUGGUACAACAUGCUUCCUCGAAGCCAUGCUGACACAUCGGAGCGGACUCGACAACGUCGUACGCGCUGUGCAAGAAACCGGGAUAAGAGCCUGUCUCGGCAAACUCAUCAAAGCCGUGGAAACAAACCCCACCCUCAACCUCAAAGACGCCCGCGACCGCGACGUCUCAUCCAUGUCCCUCGCCAGCGCCCUCGCCGCCCACACCCAACACCACGGCUCCUGCGCCGACCGCCUGCACAUGUGGUUCUCAGCCGGCACACCGCGGGGCACGCCCGAGUCCGCGCACGCGGCCAUCGGCGCCGCCGCGCACGCCCACAACAUCGGACUGACCAUGCACUGCGCGGAGGCGCCACAGGACCUGCCCAUCUACCGCGCCGCGUACGGCUGCAGCCCGUUCGCGUUCUGCCAGCGCACGCAGCUGACGGGCGCGAAGAGCGUGUUUGCGCACGUGGUGCAUGCGGAUGCGGCGGCGGGCGACUUUGCGGUGCUGCGCGAGACGGGGAGUACCGUGUCGCAUAAUCCGACGAGUAAUCUCAAGCUGGGCUCGGGGGUGGCGCCGGUGCCGGAGAUGCUGGCGGCGGGUGUGAAUGUGGCGCUGGGUACGGACGGUGCGCCGUGUAAUAACACGUACGAUAUGUUUCGGGAGAUGCAUUUGGCUUCUAUUUUGCAUGGGGGAGUGCGCGAGCAGGCUGGUGUGAUCACGGCGUACCAGGUGCUUGAGUUCGCGACGAUCAACGGGGCGAGAGCGUUGGGUUUGGAGGAUCAGAUUGGCAGCUUGGAAGUCGGGAAGAAGGCGGAUAUCGUUGUGGUAGCGCCAAAGGGCGUUGGUUCUGCGCCUUGGGAUCCAGAGCAGGUGCUGAGUGGGGGAGUGGAUCCUGUCACAACGCUUAUUCACUGCUCAGGCACCGAUGUGGACUGUGUCAUGGUAGAUGGAAGAAUUGUGGUCAGUGGUGAGAAGCUAGUUGAUAUCACAGAGAAAGAAUUGGUCCAGCGGGCUAGGGUUGCGAUUAGAGGGAUACGGGAAAGAAGCGGGAUCAAAGCAAGGAAUCAUAUGGAGACGCGGUACAAAUAAGAUGG